CAACCGAUUGCCAUUAUUGGAAGCGCAUGCCGCUUGCCUGGCAGCGCAUCUAGCCCGUCGAAAUUAUGGGUGUUACUUCAAAAUCCCGUUGAGUUACUGAAGGAAGCGCCACGAGACCGGUUCAACUGGGAGGGCGUUUAUCGACCCGAUGGACUUCACAGUAGUUCAAAGACGAAGGACGGAUACUGGCUGGAAGAAAAUAUUAGGCAGUUUGACCCCCAAUUCUUCAACAUUCCCCCUGCGGAGGCUGAGACUCUUGACCCCCAGCACCGAAUUCUUCUGGAAAAUGUGUAUGAGGCUAUGGAAUCAGCGGGGCUCACUCUAGAAGAUUUGCAAGGGAGUGAUACGGGAGUCUUCGUGGGGUUAAUGGGAUGCGAGUAUUUCGAUAAUGCCACAUUCGAUCUCGAGGCUUCCUCUGGCCAAAUGCUUACUACCGGCACGGGCCGAAAUAUGGCAGCCAACCGAAUUUCCUACACCUUCGACUUCCGAGGACCUUCAAUGACCAUUGACACGGCAUGUUCCUCAAGCAUGAUGGCAGUUCACCUGGCCGUAUCUUCCUUGCGGCGGGGGGAGUGCAAAGUAGCAUUUGCUUGUGGAGCUUCUUUGAAUUUGGUGUUCCGCAGCUUUGUUUCCCUGACUAAAAUGAAGAUGAUUAGCCCAGAUGGCCGAAGUAAAAUGUUCGACGAAACAGCGAAUGGAUACGGAAAGGGAGAAGGGGUCGCUGUUGUGUGUCUGAAACGCCUGGAUAUGGCCAUUGAGGAUGGUGACUACAUUGAAUGCAUUAUCCGAGAGACUGGCACGAAUCAGGACGGACGCACAAGAGGAAUUGCCAUGCCUAGUGCGGAAGCGCAGGCUGAUUUGAUUCGCCAGACAUACAGACGGGCGGGACUUGAUCCUACUCAGAUCGGCUCUAGACCUUCAUUCUUCGAAGCUCACGGCACAGGCACACCUGCUGGCGAUCCCGUUGAGGCGCAAGCUGUUGAAGCUGCAUUCUUCCCACCGGACCAAGAAUAUGCGGAUGAUGAGAUACUCUACAUUGGCUCCAUCAAGACUGUCGUUGGGCACACUGAAGGAACAGCUGGCAUUGCGGGAAUGCUGAAGGCCGUUCUUGCAGUCCAAAAUGGAGUAAUACCCCCCAACCUGCUGUUCUCCCGCAUGAAUCCUAGCGUGGAACCUUACUCGAAACACUUACGAUUAGUGACGGCGGCAAACCCUUGGCCACUAUUGCCUGCGGCGUGCCCACGAAGAGCUUCUAUCAAUAGUUUCGGAUUUGGGGGCAGCAAUGUCCACGUCAUACUCGAGAGUUAUGCAGAUGCUACGCGUCGCCGUAUUGCAAGCAUGACUUCCGUUGGUUCUGCCGCCCUCCCCAUCUUCACGCCAUUCACCUUUUCCGGGAUCUCUGAGCGCACAUUAGUGUCAACCCUGGAAACGCUGCUCCAAUAUCUCAAGGAUCAUUCUGGUAGCGUUAGUCUUCGAGACCUGGCAUGGACGUUACAGUACAAGCGCUCUCAGUUCCCUUUCCGAUGCGCAAUUGCUGCCCGAACCUCUGAAGAGCUCCAGCAGAAGCUCGAAUCCACCAUUCAAAUUGCCACUAGCAAAGGAGCCGCUGCAAUCUCAACCCGGGCAUCCUCAAUAGCAUCUCCUCGGAUAAUGGGUAUAUUUACCGGCCAAGGGGCGCAAUGGGCUACCAUGGGGAAAGACCUGAUUGGGAGAUCAGCGUACGCGCGGGAGAUCAUCGAGAAGCUUGACUCUUCCCUUUCCUCACUACCAGUGUCAGAUCGACCCAAGUGGAAACUCAAAGAGGAGUUGAUGAUCGACGGCACUCAGUCGCGCAUGCAUGACGCUACGCUAUCCCAGCCGUCAACUACCGCCGUUCAGAUUCUCCUAGUCGAUCUCCUCAGGGCGGCUGGGGUGAAGCUCCAUGUCGUUGUUGGUCACUCUUCAGGUGAAAUUGGUGCUGCAUAUGCUGCUGGUUUAAUAAGUGCCGAACAUGCCAUUAAGAUUGCUUAUUACCGUGGACACCAUUCUGGGCUAGCUGCGGGGAAAAAUAAUCAGGCUGGAGCAAUGCUCGCUACUUUUAUGACAGCUGAGCACGCGACGGAGCUGUGUAAUGACCCGGAUCUCCUGGGUCGUAUCUCCAUUGCUGCAUUCAACAGCCCGUCGAUAGUCACUUUAUCGGGCGACGCUGAAGCGAUCGAUGAGGCUGCUACGGUACUUGAGCGAAGAAAGAUAUUCGCGAGGCGGCUCAAGGUCGACAAAGCAUACCAUUCUUAUCACAUGAGCGCCUGUGCGGUUCCAUAUUUGCAGUCUCUGGAACAAUGCGGAAUGUCGCCGCUGGCUCCUCCCGAGGACGCUCCGAUGUGGUUCUCGAGUGUUCAUUGUGGAAAGCGAAUGGCUGCAGGCAAGAAACUACGCGGGUCUUAUUGGAUUGAGAACCUGACUUCCCCUGUGCGAUUCUCUGAAGCCAUCACUACCGCCAUAUCAGAAAUGGGAUUGCCAGAUCUUUUCCUUGAAGUUGGGCCACACCCGGCUCUGAAAGUUCCUGUUCAACAAAUAGUUGGAGAGACCGCGAAGAGUGACAAUGCGUACAUCGGAUUGAUAAAUCGAGGGCAAAACUCCAAAAUCUCAUUUUCCAAUGCGCUUGGAAAUAUCUGGUCUCGGUUUAGCCGAUCCGCUGUGGAUUUCAGGAACUACGAUGCCAUGCUCUCAAAUGGGCCGAAACCAACACUCAUCAAAGACCUUCCCACCUACCCUUGGCAACACGACAAAGAAUACUGGUGGGAGAAUCGGUACCUUCGUAGACGCUUCCAAGAAACGCUUCCACCAAGUGAGCUAUUGGGGCACUCACUUUCGAUUGGAGCACAGCAUGAGGCGAAAUGGCGCCAUUUCCUAAAGCCCAAAGAAAUUCCCUGGCUUUUAGAUCAUAAGCUGAAUGGUCUGGCGGUACUUCCUGGAGCUGCCUAUGUCGUGAUGGCAACCACCGCUGCUGAGCGACUAUUCCAGAAACAUCCCAUCGAAGUCAUUGAAAUAGAGGAGAUUCACUUUCUCCUUCCGAUUAGUUUUGCUGAUGAGGAUUCAGCUAUUGAAACCGUGCUGACAGUUACGACAAUCGACUUCACUCAAACUCGAGCAAAGGCUGACUUUUUUGUCGAUUUCUGCAGCCAUCAGCGGAGAGACGAGAUGAUGACCGCCGCGCGGGGCAAGCUCGUUGUCCGUUUUGGUAUUGAUUUGGAUAGAGCGCAUCCCGAAGGGGUCACUCAGCAUUCGAUUCUAGUUACUGUGGGUGUGGAUCUUUUCUACCAAUCCUUACGCGAUGAAGGUUUUACCUUCACUGGACCCUUUCGAUCCAUCACCUCCUUGCGGCGCCGGAUGGAUUUUGCUGCCGGUGAGAUUAGAUCGUUGCCAAGUGAGAUGACUUUUCACCCUGCAAUGCUUGAUGGCCUUCUUCAGGGAGCCUUUGCAGCACAUGGGUUUCCUGGGGAUAGCGCCAUGCCAAACUUCCGUGUUCCAUCAUACAUAAAGUCUAUCAAAAUCUUUCCAACUCGAUGUGGAGAGAUAGCCGGAAUGUAUAAGUCUCUCCGGUUUGAGGUAAUGAAGACUGGAUCUCAAGAGUAUGGGGGCUUACUGUACAGUCCCGGGGGCGAAGGCGCCACAAUCUAUGUCGAAGGACUCUCCCUUGCGCCUUUCCAUUUCUCCACCUCGAAGGACGACUUGAAAAUGUUUUCUGAGGUUGUUUGGAGGCCAUGCAUUCCAAACGCUCAGCUGAUAACUUCAAGCUUCGUUGUGGCAUCGGAGCAAAUGCGAUUGGCUAAGCUUAUCGAGCGGGUGGCACUCUUCUAUCUCCGCACGCUCAAUAGAAUCAUUUCAUACGAAGAGGAACAACGCGCGGAUCAACCUUUACGGCAUCUACUUGAAUACGCUCGCUUGGUUUCGGCUGAGGCGUUGCUUGGACUGAAUCCACAUCUGGAACAAGAAUGGCUUCAGGAUACCGAGGACGAUAUAUCGGAAAUCGUGAAGGCGAACCCUGGGUCGAUUAACCUUGAACUCCUUGAUUUAGUAGGGAAAGCGUACCCUUUCAUCAUUUGUCGUCAGGAAAACGCCCUUAGCACGCUGAUGGAAAAUGAUAUGCUCAGUAGACUAUAUCGAUAUGGCCUAGGAUUUCCGGAGACAAAUGCAUGUCUUGCACGUGUUGUCCAGACGAUCUCUAAUCGAUCAUCAAACAUCAGGAUACUCGAGAUUGGAGCAGGAACCGGUUCCGUGACGGGCUCGAUCCUAGAAUCCGCAGCCUAUUCUUCGUACACAUUCACGGACAUCUCUCCUGCGUUUCUUGGAUCCGCGAAGCAGCUGUUCAGGCGUUUUGCAGAUAAGAUGCUCUUCAAGACUUUCGACAUGGACAAAGAUAUCGUUCAGCAAGGGUACGACGUAGGGUCGUUCGAAGUCAUUGUGGCAUCAAACGUCCUCCAUGCCUCUGCAGAUGUGCCCAAGGCACUGAGAAAUAUUCGAGCACUCCUACGACCUGGGGGAUAUAUGGUGUGCUUGGAAUUGGCCAAGAACAGGCAAGCAUUCCAUACCACUAUAAUGGGGGGAUUGCCAGGCUGGUGGCUGGGACAUGGCACGGAUCGAUCAUGGUCUCCAGCUUUGAAAGUGGAACAAUGGGACAAAUACCUUCGAAAAUCCGGUUUCGGAGGAAUCGACGCAAUCACACCUGUCCUCGAUGAGCUGCUGUGCCCAUAUCAUGUCUUUACGGCCCAGGCUGUGGAUGAUCGAGUCAUGGCCAUUCGGAAACCUCUUUCUUUCAGCCUUCCAAUGAGUUCUGAUAGUUUGAUGAUUAUUGGGGAAGACCCGAUUGAGCACAAGGGACUCAUUACUGGCAUCGAAAAUUUGCUCUCUGCUUCUUUCAAGGAACUUACCCAAAUUCCUGGCUUAGAGGACUUAAACCGGUGUGGCACAAUCCCCUCCGUUGUUCUCUGCCUCGUCGAAUUGGACAAGCCACUGUUCCUAGACAUAACCCCAGCAAAACUCGCGACACUACAGAAACUAUUCACCGAGGCCACUGACAUAGUUUGGAUUACUAAAGGAUGCAGGGUUCCAACCAGCAUAGAAGCAGCCUAUGGCAAUAUGAUGGUUGGUCUUGGUCGAAGUGUCCGGCACGAACUGCCUCAUCUUCGACUUGCGUUUUCUGACUUCGACACCGUUGACUCGGUGAACGCGCGGAACCUGAGCCAGGAAGUGCUUCGAUGGUACAUGCUGGGACAAUGGGCGGCAGAGGGGUGGCGCGAUGAUGUCCUUUUCGGUCAUCACAAUGAAACUGCGGUGGAGGAUGGCGUUAAACUCUACCCAAGUAUUGUCCACUCUAAGGCACGAAACUUCCGCUACAAUGCACAACACCGCCGCAUCACACACGAUGUUCGACCGCAUACGACGCCGGUGGAGUUGCAUUUCAAGGACUCGAACGGUCUGUACAACCUUCGCGAGGCACCUCAUACCCCAUCACAAUCCGUCGGGAACAGUACUCUUUUCGUAAAGAUGUUGUAUUCGACUCUUUACGCCACCAAAAUUUCGUCUAUGGGCUAUCUCUUUGUCGGCCUCGGUAUCAACCUGAGAGGAGACUUCACGAUUGUAUUCUCCGACACAAUCAGUUCCUGGGUAGAAGUUCCUCGCUAUGCGGUGCAUGCUUGUAGCCCAUCGAAAGGCUUCGAGAAACAAUAUUUGCAUGCAUUUGCCUGCAAUCUGGUAGCAGAACGCGUCAUCAAGGCGGCUCGGACCAGUGGUCAUCUAAUGGUGCUCUCUGCUGACCCACUGUGUAUGUCUUUUAUUGAAGAGAGAGCUUCUAAAUUAGGCAAGAAGGUGGUAUUCAUCACAAGCAUUCCUCUUUUCGAACGCGAUCGGGCAAUUUUCGUGCACCCACAUAGCCUGGACGUCAAAAUUCGGCAGAGCAUUCCAGAAGGGGUAUCUGUUCUGAUUAACAUCUCUAACCGACCCCAAGACGAAGUCCUAUUCAAGCGAGUGAGUUCAAUGUUUGAAUCGCGAUGCUCGAAACUGAAAGAUUCGGGUGCAAUAUUUAAACCCCUUUCAUCGGGAUACGACAGCGUCUCGGAUUCGAGUGCCUCUAGUCGGAUCGUGGGAAAGAAUGUGGAGGAUCUGGAAGCUUUGCCGCCCACAAUGUAUGAAGCAGUCGACGUUUAUUCGGUCAGUCCGAAAGACCUAGCGCAACGGCCACUGCAGAAUUUCUCUUCGAUUCUUGACUGGACUGCAACAGACCGCAUACCAGUUAGCAUACAGCCGGCUUCCGUUGUUGUAAAGUUUUGCCCCGAUAAGACCUACCUAAUCAUAGGAACUAGCGAUAUUGCUCGAUCUAUUUGUGAAUGGAUGAUAGUGAAUGGGGCUAGAUAUGUUCUUAUGGCAAGCCGCAACCCGGACAGCCUUUCGGGCUGGGCCAAGGAUAUGGAGUCUAAAGGUGCAUUUGUAGAUCUCCAUGUUGCGGAUGUCACGUGCGAAUCUUCGAUACGGGAGAUGAUUGUCUCCGCAAAGAAAGGCCUAAACGCACGCAAGAUUGUUAUGCCACCCUUCGGUGGUAUGAUUCACUUGGCUCUCGUGCUUAAAGACGCUGUUUUUACCAGGAUGACCUUUGAGGAACUUCAGGCCGUCACGGAUGUCAAGGCAAGGGGAAGUCGCAUUCUGCAUGAACAACUUCUUGACGAGAUGCUCGAUUUCUUCAUUAUGGCGUCAAGCGUUUCAUAUGUUCUCGGCAAUCCUGGUCAAGCAAACUAUAUCUGCGGAAAUGCUUUCAUGGUUGGGCUAUCAAAGUAUCGAAGAAGCAUUGGUUUGGCAGCCUCGGUUGUUGAUCUUGGCCGUGUGACUGGUAUUGGGUACAUCUCUCGUUCCGAGCGUGCAAAAGUCAACGAGUUCAACUCGGAGGACAUUCGAAAACGAGCACUAUACCCCAUUUCGGAACGCGACCUCCACCAGAUCUUUGCAGAAGCUGUCUUGGCCAGUCCACACGACUCUAGAUCAAGUCCAGAGAUAAUCACGGGCUUACGAAAUGUCGAGCCAGAUAUGUUGCCACAUUCUCCAUGGGCUAAUGAACCCAUGUUUGCACAUCUGCUCACGCCGGAAUCAACGGAUACUACCAUGAAAAGUAAACCCCAACUCUCAGUGCGAGAAAAACUUAGCGAAGAGCUUUCCUCUGUCUCUACAACCUUGGUGGAAGACAAUGUCUACGACAUUGUUCGAUCGGCAUUUAUGGAUCGUCUCAGCGUUCUACUUCAGAUUGACGUAGAGGAUAUUGAUGAGUCUGUUAGCCUUCUCGAUCUGGGCAUCGAUUCACUAGUUGCAACCGACAUUGGCAGUUGGGCGAGAAAGGAGUUGCGAGUACAAGUUCCACAUUCGAUGGUGUUUGGUGGAGCAAGUGCGUUGGACCUCGUGAAAUUUGCGGUGGAGCAUUUGGAUCGA
Molecule: messenger RNA, 7452 nt
Organism: Lindgomyces ingoldianus
Lineage: Eukaryota; Fungi; Ascomycota; Dothideomycetes; Pleosporales; Lindgomycetaceae
Product: ketoacyl-synt-domain-containing protein
Exons: 3
Biological process (GO): secondary metabolite biosynthetic process; fatty acid biosynthetic process
Molecular function (GO): fatty acid synthase activity; 3-oxoacyl-[acyl-carrier-protein] synthase activity; phosphopantetheine binding
Source: RefSeq, a predicted model, not a curated record